UAGAAGAAGAAGAUAGACAUUUUAUGUUGACAAAACUCUCAAGAUCUUCAUUGCGAACGGAAAAUUACUAUUAUUUAUGUCUACGAAAUUUCAUACGUAUACUUGUCUCAGGGAGAGACUGUUCGAUGGUUUUGUUUAGCUGAGAAAUUCGAACGAGAACGGAAAUAUUUUGCAUAUUAUAGUGAAGCAUGGCGGACGCAGCUGUUUAUGUAGAAACUGUUCUUGGAAAGAAAAAAUCUAAUCAACUUGGAAGAACUCUUACACACGAGCAUUUAUCUUUGUCUUUCACUGCUUUCUACGUUCCUCCUCCGUCUCAGUUGCAACGAUUUUUUAAUGACAAGAUUGAGCUUGAAAGUAGUGGUUUUCUGAAGCAAUAUCCUUAUAGCAGCUUCUAUAAUUUAACGUUUGACGACCAGCACACGGAGGAUGCUGUUUUGGAGGAUGUGAAACUGUAUAAAGAGUUUGGUGGUGGCACUAUCGUAGAAAAUAGUAAUCAUGGCUUAAAACGAAAUAUUCCGUUUAUGAAAAAAGUCAGCGAAGCGACCGGAGUUAACAUUAUUGCUGGCACAGGCUACUAUGUCAGUGCGACUCAAGCUAACAAGGUUUUAACAAAGGAACAUAUGUACAAUGUAAUACUGAAAGAAAUGACCCUUGGUUGCGAGGAAUGUCCAGACGUGAAAGCGGGAUUCAUCGGAGAAGUUGGAAGUACUUGGCCAAUCACACCUUUCGAGAAACGGGCCAUUCAAGCAACUGCGGAGGUUCAGGAUCAAUUAAAAUGCCCUGUUAGUUUCCAUCCUGGCAGAGAUCCUGCUGCACCUUCUGAAAUAAUAAGAAUUUAUCAAGAAGCUGGUGGUAAUACGAGAAAGGCGAUUCUCUCUCAUCUCGAUCGAACUAUACUUAAUCCAGAGCAGCUUUUGGAAUUUGCUGAUGAUACAAAAUGUUACUGCCAAUUCGAUCUGUUUGGAAGCGAAUGUUCUUUUUAUCAGUUGAACCCAUCAGUGGAUAUGGUGUCCGACGCACAACGAAUCGACCGAAUAAAACAUUUCCGAGGCAACCAGAAGUUGGAUCGUGUGCUCUUGAGUCACGACAUUCAUACUAAGCACAGAUUGAUAAGAUUUGGUGGACAUGGAUUUUCUCAUAUCUUGAACAACGUCAUACCGAAAAUGACGCUAAAGGGUUUCACUGCUGAAGAAAUCAAUACACUGACUAUUCACAAUCCAAGAACUUGGUUGACAUCUUAAU
Molecule: messenger RNA, 1242 nt
Organism: Eufriesea mexicana
Lineage: Eukaryota; Metazoa; Arthropoda; Insecta; Hymenoptera; Apidae
Product: phosphotriesterase-related protein
Exons: 8
Coding region: 189-1241 (350 amino acids)
Biological process (GO): catabolic process
Molecular function (GO): zinc ion binding; hydrolase activity, acting on ester bonds
Source: RefSeq, a predicted model, not a curated record